Eruca vesicaria subsp. sativa (arugula) is the source of this 1104-nucleotide messenger RNA. Lineage: Eukaryota; Viridiplantae; Streptophyta; Magnoliopsida; Brassicales; Brassicaceae. The record is from the annotation of a GenBank genome assembly.
AUGAGCAGACUACCGGUUAGUACUCCUUUGAGCCGACAAGGAUCGCUAUACACAUCGACACUAGACCAGAUUCAAAACAACUUACAGAAAGAUUGUGGGUCAAUGAACAUAGAAGAGUUUCUUAAGAGUAUAUGCAAAGAUGGAGAAACAGAAGUUGUGGUUCCAACUAACGGUACGAACGAAGGAUUACAGAGGCAAGGGUCAAUAACUCUGCCUAGAAUACUUAGCCAAAAAACUGUUGAUGAAGUUUGGAAAUAUAUCACAGAGGAAGAACUACACGCCCACAAUGAUGGAGGAAGAACAAACAUUCCUCAGAUUCAGAAGCAGCCAACUCUAGGAAAUAUCACUCUGGGAGAUUUUAUAACCCGUGCUGUGGCCAUGGGAAACAAUAACAGUUGUGGCUACAUUCAUGACCCAUCAUCAAUUUCGGGUAUUCCAAACACAAAUUUGAGUGUAGAGUUUCAGCAGAAACCAAUGGUUUCUGAUGUGUUGGGCAAUAUUAAUAAAAGUAAUAGAAUCCAUGGUUCUUAUUUGCAUCCAAAUGUGAAUGGGUCUAUGUCAACAUAUCAACCGCAACGACCUAUCGUAUCGAAACCACAUGGUUAUGAAAAAAACGUCGCAUUUACGAGUGGUCAGGUUAAUGCUGAUAGUUACAAGGGAACUGGAGAUCAAAGUCACCAAGAAAAUAACGUAACUUUGGUACAAAGUGUUGCACCAGUUCCAGGUGGAGCCAUGAGUGUAGUAGACACAUGUUCUCCCGUUACCCUAUCUCCGAUAUUAGAUGGCAUACCGAAGAUUAAUGCUGGUUCAUCAGUGUCACCAAUUGCAUACACCACUACUGGAAUGACUAGCGUGAGAGAUAGGAACAGGAAUAAUGUCAUUGCCGCAGAGAAGAAAUUAGUGGAGAAAACCUACAAGAGAAAGAUAAAGAACCGUGAAGCAGCAGCACGAUCACGAGCUCGACAGCAGGCUCAAACUAAUGCGCUUGAGGCUGAAGCUGCAAAGUUAAGGAAAGAGAAUUUUGAGCUACUUAAAAAACAGGAAAAAGGGAUGACUAACCGAUCCAGGAAACAGCUGAGGAGAACGAAAUCGGACAUCCAGUGA